Apodemus sylvaticus (European woodmouse) is the source of this 1010-nucleotide messenger RNA. It is a transcript of the gene Mrpl24, whose product is annotated as mitochondrial ribosomal protein L24. Bases 270 to 920 code for a protein of 216 amino acids. NCBI's taxonomy places the organism in Eukaryota, Metazoa, Chordata, Mammalia, Rodentia, Muridae. The transcript is spliced from 6 exons. Gene Ontology annotation, biological process: translation. The record is from RefSeq and is a predicted model, not a curated record. Gene Ontology annotation, cellular component: ribosome; mitochondrion. Gene Ontology annotation, molecular function: structural constituent of ribosome; RNA binding.
GUCUAGAUUUCCUGCUGUUGGCUAAAUUUCCUGUUUCCUGCUCGAUUUGUAGCGACGGUCUAGAGUUCCCAGAUGCCGUGAGGCUUGCUUCGGUUUUGUUUUGAGCCUUUCUUUCCGCAAUUAGACUACAUCUCCCAGAAGUCCGGUGGGUAGGGCCUGCCGGUUUAGAGAACGCACGUGGGAGGAAAGUUGGGGGAAGGUGAGGCUACUCAGCGACGGGCUGGCAAAGUUUCUGAGUCUUUCCCUGGUGAGAGUUCUCACGUCUAGCUAUGCGGCUUUCAGUCCUGCUGGCCUUGGCAUCCAAAGCCACGCUGUCCCCCUAUUACCGCUAUGGAAUGAGCCGUCCAGGUUCCAUAGCGGACAAAAGGAAGAAUCCUCCAUGGAGCAGGAGGCGACCAGUAGUGGUCGAGCCCAUCUCUGAUGAAGACUGGCACCUCUUCUGUGGAGACAUGGUGGAAAUCUUAGAAGGCAAGGAUGCGGGGAAGCAGGGCAAGGUAGUCCAAGUCAUUCGGCAGCGAAACUGGGUCGUCCUGGAAGGGUUGAACACGCAUUACCGCUACAUUGGCAGAACCAAGGACCACCGAGGGACCUUGAUCCCUAGUGAAGCCCCUUUGCUUCACCACCAGGUCAAGCUAGUGGAUCCUGUGGACAGGAAACCCACUGAGGUGCAGUGGAGAUUUACUGAGGCAGGAGAACGUGUUCGAGUCUCUACAAGAUCUGGGAGAAUUAUUCCCAAACCUGAAUUUCCUAGAGCAGAUGGCAUUGUCCCUGAAACGUGGACUGAUGGCCCCAAGGACACAUCAGUGGAAGAUGCUCUAGAAAAAACUUACGUGCCCCGGCUAAAGACAUUAGAAGAAGAUGUGAUGGAGGCCAUGGGGAUCCAAGAGACUCGAAGAUUCAAGAAAAUUUAUUGGUAUUGAGUCUCAGUCUUCACCUUGAGAGUGGAGGCCCUUCUUUCUAAAAUACCAAUAAAGAGCCUUGAGUGCAGCUGCUGACUGCACCACCCCUCA